Messenger RNA from Hippoglossus stenolepis (Pacific halibut), 5897 nucleotides. RefSeq names its product protein kinase N2a (gene pkn2a). Gene Ontology annotation, biological process: signal transduction; protein phosphorylation. The transcript has 23 exons. The record is from RefSeq and is a predicted model, not a curated record. Gene Ontology annotation, molecular function: small GTPase binding; protein serine/threonine kinase activity; ATP binding. Bases 1170 to 4199 code for a protein of 1009 amino acids. Lineage: Eukaryota; Metazoa; Chordata; Actinopteri; Pleuronectiformes; Pleuronectidae.
CCCACCCCUCCAUCGGCAUAGGGGUGAGUAGAUAAUGAGUGAAUUUUCAUUUCUGGGUGAACUAUCCCUUUAAGCUACUUUAAGGCAUUCACUGAUCCCAGGACAUUUUCCCGGAAAUUUCCAGAUGGGCUGUAAGUGAGAACGCAAAUGUCUGAUUUAGAUUCUCUGGAAAUUUUCUUGAACAUUUCCUGCCAGGCAGCCACCCAGUAAAAUGUGUGAAAUAUGUAUGAAUGAGCCCAUGUGAAAAUACAUCAGGACAGUGUCUAGAAAAUUCACAGCGAGCUGGCGUGUAGGUGACAUUUUGAACACAUGAUGGACUGAAAGAAAACAAAAAGAAAACAAAUUUCUCAGGAUGAAAAAGAAGUGCCAUAAAGUCCAGAGUUUGUCUGAAUAUGGCUUUACAGUGACAAUAAUUGAUUUGUGUGUAUAUUUAAGUCUUGUUUUCACUGGUCGACAAAAAGCACCAUCAAACCAUUUUUAUCUCUAAUUACAAUAGCUUGAAGAGGAGACGUCAUUGUGCUGGUUUUGCAUGUUUACACUGAUCUAAACCAAGCCAGCAUAAUGCCCUGCCAGUGUUAUUUUAGAUAGCAGAGACAUGACGUAUAACAGAACAGCGUCUGCGCUUGUCCUGCAGGAUUUCCUCUUCACACACACACACACACACACACACACACACACGUCGAUCAGCCUCUGAAACUAUCUCCACUGCCGGCUUAUUGCCAGAACGACAAUGUGUUGUGUUCUUAAGUUCAAGACCUGAACUCUUUACAGUACUUGGCACCUUCUUGUAGUUGUUGCGGUGUCGUUACAGAGCCUCUCCUCCGCUACACAAGUUGCUUUCCAGGGGAGUUGAGGCCACAAUGGACAGCCAGCAUUAUGUUUUUAACUGGAGUUAAUUUUAGACACAGUCCUCUCCCUGGAGUGAGAUUAGGUCCCUUCUGGGCUGCUCUGACCUCACAGAGUGAGACACUAAGAGGGAUUUGGCUGUCGCUGCUCAGACAGUUUAUCUUCGCUGUUGAUGUCAAUGGGUUGGGUGAGAAAGAGAGCGUAAAAUGAGUGAGCUGGAGAAAAUUGCGUCGUAGCAGAGUGAAUGAGCGUGGCUCUCAGCAGAGCCCCUAUCAGUUAUGGUGUAGCUUAACCUCUGUGACCGAGGAUAGUACUGCUCCAACAUGGCAACAGAACGUCGGUGGAGUUUGUGUGCUGAUAGUGUAGCUGGUCAGGAGAACAUGCAUGGACUGGAUUGUUCAACUGAUCUAGAGAUGGAGUUGAAUGAAACCGAUGAAGUUAUGGGGGAUGCCAGGGGCCAGCUGGUGGCGGAGCGACUGGGUCUGGGACAUAACCUGGACUUAUCCGACACCAUGGUCCAACAAAAACUAGACGAGAUCAAGGAGCAGAUCCGCCGUGAGAUCCGCAAGGAGCUGAAGAUCAAGGAGGGUGCAGAGAACCUGCGCAAGGUCACCACAGACAAGAAGAGUUUGGCCUAUGUGGAUAACAUGCUGAAAAAAUCUAAUAAGAAGGUUGAGGAGCUUCACCAGGAGCUACAAGAGCUUAACGCCCACAUUGUGGUCAAAGAUCCUGAAGAACUGCUAGAAUGCCCUCUGACCCCAGACACCCCUAACAGUGAGGCCAGAAUGCACACAAGCAGUAGCCGCCUCGCCGCCCUGAAGAGACAGAACGAUAUUGAGCUCAAGGUCAAACAGGGCGCAGAGAACAUGAUUCAGAUGUACUCCAACGGCCCCUCCAAGGAUCGUAAGUUGCUAGCGACAGCCCAGCAGAUGCUUCAGGACAGCAAGACGAAGAUAGAGUUCAUCAGGAUGCAGAUCCUUAAAGCCAGCCAGACCAGCGAGUUGAGCUUUGAGAACAAUGAUAUGAUGGAAAAGCCCAUCAUCAGCCCGUUAGACCUGCGGGUGGAGGAGCUGUGUCACCACGCCAGGAUAGAGUCUGCUGUCGCAGAGGGAGCCAAGAAUGUCAUGAAACUUCUGGGUUCAGGAAAAGUCACAGAAAAAAAAGCGCAUUCAGAGGCCCAGGCUCGUUUUAAUGAAUCCAAUCAAAAACUGGACCUCCUGCGAUACUCCUUGGAGCAACGCCUCAAUGAGUUACCUAAAAAUCACCCCCGCAGCAGCAGCAUCCUAGAGGAGUUGUCCCUGCUGUCGUCACCGGCCCUCAGUCCCAGAUCUAGCCUCAUCUCCACACAGAACCAGUACAGCACAGUCACCAAGCCCGCUGCACUCACAGGCACGUUAGACGUCAGGCUCAUGGGCUGUCAGGACCUUCUGGAAAAUGUCCCGGGUCGUUCCAAAGCUGCGUCUGUCCCGCUGCCCGGCUGGAGCCCCAGCGAGACGCGCUCCUCCUUCAUCAGCAGAGCAAAUCGAAACCGCGGCGUGAGCUCAAGGAACCUGACAAAGAGCGAGGAGCUCUCCAAUGAGAUCAGCGCAGUGUUGAAGCUGGACAACACGGUAGUCGGUCAGACAAGCUGGAGGCCAGCCAGCAACCAGGCCUGGGACCAGAAGUUUACAUUGGAAUUGGACCGGUCUCGUGAGCUGGAGAUCUCCGUGUACUGGCGUGACUGGCGAUCGCUCUGUGCCGUCAAGUUCCUUCGGCUGGAAGACUUCCUGGACAAUCAGCGUCAUGGGAUGUGUCUGUACCUUGAGCCACAAGGGAUGCUGUUUGCUGAGGUAACAUUUUUCAACCCCGUCAUUGAGAGACGACCAAAGUUACAAAGACAGAAGAAGAUUUUCUCGAAGCAGCAAGGUAAAACGUUCCUGCGAGCCCCUCAGAUGAACAUCAACAUUGCCACCUGGGGCCGCCUGGUGAGAAGAGCCAUACCAACUGUCAGCACAAACUCCUUCAGCCCGCAUGCCGCUGAGACUGGACACAGCAGUCUGCCUGGUUCACCUACACCUUGCAGUGACCCACUGGUGACCAAACUGGACUUUGACAAAGAUCCCACACCAGUACCCAAACACUACCCAGUGCCCGAUGACAUCAGAGAACCACUGGUGCAGGACAAGAUGCCCGACAAGGAGGAGGUACAGGUACAGGAUGCGCUCGCCUCAUUUGACUUCUUGAACAAGAGAAACAGUAUGGUGGUGAAGGGAGAUCUGGAUGGAGGGGUGGAGCAGGACAUCCAGCACCCGGACCUGGAGCUCACGGCCUUCCAGAAGGACCCAGAGAUAAGGGAAGAAGAGCAGUUCCACUUCAGCCUCCAAGACUUUAAAUGCGUGGCGGUCCUCGGACGUGGUCACUUUGGAAAGGUGUUGUUAGCAGAGUAUAAAAGCACCGGUGAGAUGUUCGCCAUCAAAGCUCUGAAGAAAGGGGACAUUGUGGCUCGCGAUGAGGUGGACAGUCUCAUGUGUGAGAAGAGGAUUUUCGAAACGGUCAACAGCGUCCGCCACCCGUUCCUGGUCAACCUGUUUGCGUGUUUCCAGACACAGGAACAUGUCUGUUUUGUCAUGGAGUACGCGGCGGGAGGCGACCUGAUGAUGCACAUCCACGCCGAUGUGUUCUCUGAGCCCCGGGCUGUAUUCUAUGCAGCCUGCGUUGUUCUGGGAUUACAGUUCUUACAUGAACACAAGAUUGUCUACAGAGAUUUGAAGCUGGACAACCUGCUCCUGGACACAGAGGGCUACGUGAAGAUCGCCGACUUUGGACUUUGCAAAGAAGGAAUGGGUUUCAGGGACCGCACCAGCACCUUCUGUGGCACCCCCGAGUUUUUAGCCCCUGAGGUUUUGACUGAAACAUCGUACACCCGCGCUGUGGACUGGUGGGGACUGGGCGUCCUCAUCUUUGAGAUGCUGGUUGGAGAGUCGCCUUUCCCCGGCGACGAUGAGGAGGAGGUGUUUGACAGCAUCGUCAACGAUGAAGUCCGCUACCCACGAUUCCUCUCAACUGAGGCCAUCUCCAUCAUGAGGAGGCUUUUGAGGAGGAGUCCAGAGCGACGCCUGGGAGCAGGAGAAAAGGACGCAGAGGAGGUUAAGAAACAUCUAUUCUUCAGGCACAUGGAUUGGAACGGACUGCUGGCAAAGAAGGUGAAACCGCCGUUCGUGCCGACCAUCCAGGGCUCUAGCGACGUCAGCAACUUCGACGAUGAAUUUACCUCAGAGGCUCCGAUCUUAACCCCCCCCAGGGAACCCAGAGUGCUGCGCUCUGAGGAGCAGAACAUGUUCUCUGACUUUGAUUACAUUGCUGACUGGUGUUAGCUUGACUCCUCUCUCUCCACACACACACACACACACACGCACACUGUGAACCAACCAACACAGCAGUGACUGUAGCUCAUGUGUUUUUAAAACUCUUCCUCCUCCUCCUCCCUGCCCAAAACGUUGAGGAGGAGCAGCGGACAUGGCUCCUCGAGCCUUCGGGCAAAAACCUUGUGCCAUUGAGAAGAAAAUUAAGUUGCCUCCUGAGGACCCCCACUUAUUUUUUUAAUCCACAUGAAGAACUUUUUUUUAAAAGAAACAAGAACAAAAGAAACUCUGUUGUUGGAGAGUGAAGGAGGAGGGAUGCUGUGUCCGUUGUCUGACCACUGAGAAUGUUUUUCAUAUGAACUCUGAGAAGACGACAACAAAUCACAAUCCUGUUAUUCAGUGUCACUGUCUUCAGUUUGUUUUGUUUUUUUUGAUCUGUACAGAUUAUAUUCAGUCGUAUAUUUUAUUGUCAUGUCUUGUUUUAUUUGCAAAGCCCUCGCCGUAGCUUUAGGACAUUUUUCUCUCACUGUAAAGUUUGACAUUUCUGCCGCCAUCGUGUGAGACUGGUGUUCAGUGAAUUUUUCAAAAGUGCUCAAAGCAUCAUCGCUGAACUGCAACAAGCAUCUUGACUACUACUGCUGCUCCUCGACUUGAAAACGAAGUAAACACUUCAUUUCCCUGUGGCCCGGCCCUUGUUCACAAACCAGUUUAACACCUGGUUUUCUCACUUUGCAAGUUUGCAUGUGUGCUGAGAAGAUCCCACACAAUAAUAAUAAUACUCUAAUGUAAAACAGCAGUCAUGCUUCCUAAGCUGUUCAAUAAGUGACCGUCACAGAGUUUCAUUUGGAAACGAUAAACACUCUGAACCUUUGGGCCAGAACAAACAAUGCAGAAUAUUUAAAUGUCUCUGACGCCCUCUAGUGGCUCUUCAGCUGAACUCAGUUCUAAAGAUGCAAGUACCUCAUUGGAUCUCAGCACCUUUGAGGAAUAAAAAUCCAAACUUGAUAUUAGAUUAAUAAUUCUUUGUCAGAACUGAGUUCAGCCGGCUCCUGUUUUUUUCUUUCCUUCCACAUCGAAAGGUCAGGUGUGGAUCUCAAAUCAUUUUUUUUCUCAUUACCUCAUUAGUGAACGUGAGUCUCAUCGUUACAGCUACAUGACCAAAUCCCUCCUGUUCCUUUUACAGCAGCAAACAAAAUCUUUGAUCGACUGAAAGUGAACCUUUUGACAGAUUAUUUCUUUGGCCGGGGGCGGCACAGAUUAAAGUUGAUUUAGGUCUAAACGCCAUUUAAAUGCUCCCCUGACUGUUUCUGUGACAUUUUUUUAAGCUGGAACAGUGAAACCAGCAGACGACUCUUGUCAGUUUGCAUGUUGAAUAUGAAUUGACUCUAAUGUUGCAGACCUGUUGAUAUGAAACACUACAGGGAAGGGCAGGGUAUAUUAUAUAUACAUACUGUAUGUACACAAUUAAGCUGAAAGCACUAAUUUUAUCAAUAGUUUUAAUUAUCUACGUUUCUUAAUGAUGAAAAUAGAUUGUACAAAGUUUUUUCCUUUUUUAAAAAAUUCUUUGCUUGUGCUCGCCAGAGCGGAACCCUAUGGAUGGUACACACAGAUACCUGAGUCACAACAGUCGCUGUUCACCCUGGUGUAAAAAAGGCAUUUUCGCAGUCUGUUGCCUAUCAUGAAUGCACAAAUUAAACAUUUGUAAUAGUU